Molecule: messenger RNA, 1527 nt
Organism: Paramecium tetraurelia
Lineage: Eukaryota; Ciliophora; Oligohymenophorea; Peniculida; Parameciidae
Exons: 7
Biological process (GO): intracellular signal transduction; peptidyl-serine phosphorylation; protein autophosphorylation
Cellular component (GO): cytoplasm; nucleus
Molecular function (GO): calmodulin binding; calcium-dependent protein serine/threonine kinase activity; calcium/calmodulin-dependent protein kinase activity
Source: RefSeq, a predicted model, not a curated record
AUGAUUGAGUGUUUAUUUCAAGCCAACACCCCAGAGAUUGAAAUUAGACCCAAAGAGCUCAAUAACAAUGACAAGCAACUGAGCACUCAAGCGACAAGUAUGAUCUCUUUAUCCAUCUUAACCUUAGAGAAGUCUACCUAUCUGAAACUCAGUCCCGACCUCUUCAUCCACAUGAAGCGAGAGGAUAUCUUCAGCCAAUACUCAAUAGGCAAGGCUCUGGGUGAAGGUGCCUAUGGUUAGGUCUCUCUGGUGACUAACAAAAGAACUGGUAUUGUUAGAGCCAUGAAGGCCAUCAAAAAGGAUUGUCUCUUCGAAGAGGAAGAAUAAAGACUAUUUUAAGAGAUGAACAUAUUGAAGGACCUCGAUCACCCCAACAUCGUCAAACUCUGUGAGUUGUUCCAAGACGAAAAGUGCUACUACCUCAUCACUGAAUAUCUAAAUGGAGGCGAGUUAUUCGAUCGAAUUCAAAAAGCCAAAACAUUCAGCGAAAGAGAUGCAGCCAACAUUAUGAAACAAAUAUUAUCUGCUGUUGCUUAUUGUCACACCAAAUAAAUUGUACACAGAGAUCUCAAACCCGAAAACAUCAUUUUUACUUCCACUGAUGAUGAUGCCCAAUUAAAGAUCAUAGAUUUUGGAACUUCCAGAAGAUUUGAAAGCGACAAAAAAAUGACCAAAAGACUUGGCACUCCCUACUACAUAGCUCCUGAAGUACUCCUCAAAAAAUACAACGAAAAAUGCGAUGUCUGGUCCUGUGGUGUUAUUCUCUACAUCUUAUUGGCUGGCUAUCCUCCCUUCUACGGCAAGAAGGAUAUCGACAUCUACCAAAAGAUAGUCAAGGCUAAUGUUCCAUUCUACACUGAGGAAUGGUCCAAGGUUAGCGAGUAAGCAAAGUCAUUGAUCUUGAAAAUGCUGUGCAAAGAUGCAGAGUAAAGAAUAAGUGCAAAGGAUGUCUUGGCUGAUCCUUGGAUGAUAGAGCAUAAUUAGAGCAAUCUGGUUGAUCAGCAGUUCCUUAAGAAUCUCUCAGAAUUCAGUGCCAAAAGUAAACUAAAAUAGGCUCUUCUAACUUUCAUGGCCUGUCAAAUGAUUUAAUAACAUGAAGUGGAGGACUUACAAAAAUUAUUCAAAGAAUUAGAUACUAAUUGUGAUGGAACAGUUUCUAAAGAUGAACUAAAAAAAGCUUUUUAAGAUAAAAUCAUGAAUAAAGAUUACUUUGUUGAAUCCAUCGAAGAAAAGAUCGAGAAUCUCAUUCAACAAAUAGAUAUCAAUCAAUCUGGCAAAAUUGAUUACACUGAAUUCAUCAUUGCAAGUCUACAACAACAACGUUUGAUCACUGAAGAGAAGAUCAAAUAAACAUUUAAAAUAUUGGAUAUUAAUGGCGAUAAUUACAUAUCCAAAGGGGAGUUCUAGAGAGCCAUGGAAGGAGUGGAUGAUGUCAUAUGGGGAGAGUUCUUAGAAGAAUGCGAUGAUGACAAAGAUGGUAAAAUCUCGGAAGCAGAGUUCAUCCAAAUAAUACUAAAGAAAAUUUGA